Anarrhichthys ocellatus (wolf-eel) is the source of this 988-nucleotide messenger RNA. RefSeq lists its product as uncharacterized. The transcript has 8 exons. The coding region runs from base 269 to 988 and encodes 239 amino acids. The record is from RefSeq and is a predicted model, not a curated record. Lineage: Eukaryota; Metazoa; Chordata; Actinopteri; Perciformes; Anarhichadidae.
CCAGUAUUGCUCCACCUGCGGCUGUUGGCUUUCACUUGUUCAUUUGUUUCGCUCUCGGGAUGUAUUGUUGCUGCUUGUGAUAGGGUUAGUCAUCAACAACAAGAAAAAGCCACAGCGAGUAACUUUUAGUCCGUCUGUGGUUCCUGGUCUCUCGGGUCUAAGGGUCUAAGGGUGCCUGCGGUGUAAAUCCAGAGACUUCACCUACACACGUCAACGGAGCGUUAUCUUGCAUAUCGAGACGGAUUCACUUUGACACGUGGAUGCAGCGAUGAAGAGCAGAACUGCACUGACUGGACUCUUUAUUAUUAUUUUUCUUCGGAUCAAAGCAGCAGAAGGACCAGAGCUCAGAGAGAAGCACGGAAUUGAGCUGCAAUGCCCUCCAGCAAUGGAAGCACACCCUGGAGAGAUCGUGAUACGGUUUCUAAUAAAGUCCCAAAUAGAUGUCUGCAAAUACCUGACUGUGGAGUGUUUGUAUUGGGAUGCAGUUAGUAAGACACCUGUAGAGGUGUUUUUGGUCCAUCGGGGAAAAGAACAAUUACAAAAUCAGGACCAGAGGUUCAAAGGAAAGGCAGAUCUUUUGCAUGAAAAAACGUGUUCAGGGAACUUGUCCCUUAAUUUGACAUUACAUUAUCCUGGAACAUAUGACUGCACUGUUGAAAUUGUUGACGUCAAGAAAAUCAACUGUUCUACAAACCUCACUGUUCGUGAACAAGACCCCGACACACUAUCCAAUCAAAAAGAUGGUGACAAGAAUUCAGUCACAAAGAAGCAAAGUAGUGAUCCAGGCACCUUCUGUUGUACCACCGGCUGCAUCAUCGUCACCACCGUCGUCACCUCCGUCAUCAUCUGUAAAUGCUUCAAGAGGCAUUUAUGCAGCUGUUGCUCCAGGAUGUGUUGCUGGACCCACUGGAGGGAAGGGAGGCACGGUAGAACCAGGACCAGGACUGAGAGGGGCAGACUGUCAGACCCUGUGGGGGGAGUCAUUUAA